AUGGAGGGAGUGGACAUCUCCGACGGUGACCCCGGCUUCGCACUACUCCUAACCCUGCUCGCCGGCCUUGCCACCACGAUCGGCGCAGCCAUUGCGUUCUGUGCCAAUACUGACGACAACCGCGUGUUCGCGAUUUGCCUGGGCGUGUCUGCUGGGGUCAUGGCGUAUGUGUCCUUCUCAGAGAUCUUGGACAUGACGAAUCAGAGUUUCCAGGAUGCAAACCUCUCUGAGCGGAGUGCUUUCACAUUCGGGACACUGACUACCUUCGCAGGGAUCCUCCUCGCCAUGCUGGUGGAGUUUGUCGGCAUGAAGUGCUUCCACAGGCAUGCCGGCGAGGUUGUGGUGAGUGACGCUCCCGAGCCGGAAGCGCAGGACAUGGCCGGAGAGAAGCCCCUCAGCAAGUCCGAGCGGUUGAACAUGUUGCAGAUGGCGACAUUCUCAGGAAUCGCUGUGGCAUUGCACAACUUUCCUGAAGGCAUCGCAACCUUCAUUUCGACAAUGGCUGAUCCCAGCUUUGGGCCGGCCAUGGCUUUCGCCAUCGCGAUGCACAACAUCCCCGAAGGCCUGGCUGUGGCAGCGCCCAUCAAGAAGGCGACGGGCUCCAAGUGCAAAGCGUUUUUCUGGGCUUUCGUUUCCGGCCUCUCCGAGCCCCUGGGCGGUCUGUUGGGAUGGCUGGUUCUCAAGGACGUACUGGGACCCGCCACCUACGGCAUCUUCUAUGGCCUAACCGCCGGGAUCAUGAUCCACAUCUCCUUCAAGAAGAUGCUGCCGACCGCCCUGAAGUACGACCCAAACAAUCACUACACGUCCUACUCCUUCUUUGCCGGAAUGGAGCAAACGUUUUGGGCAGCGGUGCUAGACCAAUUCCACCGGUCAGGAUCUCCGAGGUCGACGGAUGCCCAAAGCAUGACCAUGACGGUGUCAAGCUGCAAUCAGGCUCAGCAGUGGCACCGGGGGCUUCUUCUGCGCAUCGGCAAUGAGGAGGCAUGGAACGAGUACUGCUUCAAUGCAGCGAUGAACGGCUCCCAGGAAAGGUGGCCUCUUGUGGGCGCACUGUUUCUGCAGAUGAAGGAGAGCCGAGUCCCCCCAGACGGUGCCUCGAUCAGUAUUAUGGCCACCUCACUGGUACAGGCUGGCCACUGGCGCUCGGCGCUUCAGAUCCUCGAGCCCUCGCCUUGCACCUCCGUCACUUUCCACUCAAUCAUGCAUGCACUCGGCGAGAAUUCGUUGUGGGAAUGGGCGCUGCUUCUGCUGCGCUCCUUGUGCCGCGGAAAGCUAGGUCUUCGAGCUUCGGAAAUGAGUUUUAGUGUGGCCAUGGGUGCCUGCCAGCACGGGGCAGUGUGGCAAGGAUCCAUGGACUUGCUGGGCCAGGCGAUGUGCACCGUGGGGUGUACGAGCACGAUCACCUGGAACCCAGCCUUGGGCGCUUGUGAGCUGCAGGGCCUUUGGCAGCGGAGUUUGGCCGCUUUGCAGCGGAUGCCGGGGAUGCGAAGCCGAGCCCGAGCAGCGAAGGCCUGCGCUCGCGCCUCGGCCUGGGCCGCAGGGCUGGUGCUCGGUUGGGGCCAGGAAGGCAAGCCGCAGGAGCCACAGCAGGAGCCACGGCAGGAGCCACGGCAGGAGCUACGGCGGGAGCCUCAUGGGCCUUGGGAGAGGAUGGCGAGGCUUUUGGGCUUGGGCUUUCAGGGCUGCCCCCCAUCACGCGCUCGGUGGCAGACGGCUUUGGAAGCGCUGCAAGCCGGCCGGCGGAGGCAUAUCGAAGUGGAUCAGGUCGAUUUCAACGCGGCGGUCAGCGCUUGCGAGAAGGAUGUCGACACUGUUGAGCCGUCUCCGGGCACAACGUGGCGGUACGUGCUGUGUUUGCUGGACGAAGCGGAGAAGCACACCAGGCCGGACUGCAUAACUUUCAGUGCAGCUAUCAGUAUCCUAGACGAAGCGAGAUGGUGGAAGAAGGCCUUGGCAUCGUAUGAUGGCCUUUUGAGCAAGGCUGUGCAGCCUGGUGGAGUGACCUUCAAUGCUUUGGCUGGCACGCUGGAAACGGCUCGGCACUGGCCUGAGGCCCUGCUACUAUUGGAGGCCAUGGACGUCGGCAGGGUCUCGCCAGACAACAUCUUUUUUGGGGUGUUGCUGAAGUCGUCCUCAGGUUUCAUGCCUGCAGACCAACUUUGGGCCCAGAUGCAGAGCCGUCGCAUUGCCUCGGAUGCCGUCGCCUGUGCAUCAGCAAUAGAGGGAUUGGUGUUGGACAUGAGGGUCAUGGACAGCACCAGCAUGAUGCCGACACUGCAGGACCUGGGCAUCGAAGUUCUGCACGAGCGGUUGAAGCGAGGGGCUUGA
Molecule: messenger RNA, 2331 nt
Organism: Symbiodinium necroappetens
Lineage: Eukaryota; Dinophyceae; Suessiales; Symbiodiniaceae
Source: the annotation of a GenBank genome assembly